Anopheles cruzii is the source of this 3858-nucleotide messenger RNA. RefSeq lists its product as uncharacterized. Lineage: Eukaryota; Metazoa; Arthropoda; Insecta; Diptera; Culicidae. The coding region runs from base 1741 to 2652 and encodes 303 amino acids. The record is from RefSeq and is a predicted model, not a curated record. The transcript has 8 exons.
CGGUUUCGUCAUAUUGUUUGAUCGUCGCGCUCCGCUUUCUGGUGUGCGUUGUUGUUGUGUUCCGAGAUUCGCGCCAUUCCCGGUGAACUGUGAACGGCGCGGUGAACGGUGGCGCCAUAUUUCUCGCGGAUGGCAGUGUAGUGUGGAUGCUGCGUGCAGCUCUGCCGCGCAUUGUACGCAAAAAGUGAGUGCGAUAAGUGCUGCUGCUGGUGUGCGUGUGCGUAACACGAACACGGCGUGCUGCGCCGUACGUUGUCGUGAAAGGUGUGAAAACGGGUUGUCGGGUGAAACGUAAAAUAGUUGCAAACCGCAAAAGUAAAAUAAAUUGUCUCGCGACGAUUCCCGUCCUGCGUGUGUCGUCCCGCGCCUGUGUGUGUUUGUGUGAUUGUGUGCACUGGUGACAGGCAAACUGGUUUUUCGGUUCGAGUUGGUGAAUAUUUUAUCACCGCCACAGUGUGGUGUGUUCCCACAGCAUCGCCCCCCAAGCGCCGGGACGUCCGAAGGUAGCCACGGCGCUGCCCAAAUAAGGUGAAAUAACGAGAAUCGCACCGCAAAAGGAUAAAGACAUCGGCGCGCGCUUCGGAGCCCGCGCCGGCAGUCCGGACGCUCAAGUUCGCCAUUUCCUGGCAUUUGGACCACCAGCGGUAAUCGGAUCUGAUCUGAGCGAUAAUCGCGUAUAAUCGGAAACAUUUUUGCGCGAGUCCAGUCCAGAGGCAGCGAAAGCAAAUACGCGGUGACGUGGUGUGCACUCGCAUUUAAAUCGGAACCAUCGUGGAGUUUUCGCCGAGUUCCCUUCUGCCACGCUGCGAUCCGGGCCGCACCAUCAUAACGAACGCGGUGAUCCGCUGCUGACCCGGCACUGCCUGGGCCGGACGACGACGGACGACGCCUAGUGGCAACGGCGGCCAUCCCCCGCGGGCUAGGCUCGUCUUCAAUGACGAAAGCGAAACCGACGGUGCCAUCGAUGCCCCGUGGCAACGCCACCGACCGACCACGCAUUAUGGUCGGCACACUGACCAUAAUGAAGACCGAACAUCAGGCCGAACUUGGAGAUCGUGUAGCGCACAGUUUGUAGACCACAGGAUCCAAUCUGUAGUGUGCCGUCUCGUGCUGCGAUCCGUGGCGACCGCUACCCGGCGGAGUCGUUUAGAGGGCCCACAUUGUGAACUUCAAUUGCUCGGCGGGAGAUUUAGGAGCCGUCUCUGUUUUUGCCCAUCAUUCUGGUUGUUUUAAUCGCUAAUCGAUAGCUCGGUCCAGGCCAGCACCACGGGCCGCGUGGAGAACGAAUUAUUUAGAAAAAAACGGCAAUUUAAUAGUGUAGCGCUGAAGAGGCAGAAGAAGACAGAAACGGUUAAACAUUUUCUGAUGACUCCCAUCAUAAACAUCCGAAGGGUUCGUGUUGGCCGAGAAUAGGCAGCUGGCAAAGGAACAAAACCCACCGAUGGUGAAGUGAAGUGUAUGAAACGAGCAUGGAAAAAACAAUCUGGCAUCGGUGAUUCGAUUAUUGGGUCAAAUUUGAGCGGCCAGCACGCGCAGCAAGGCCCCAGCACUUUAUAGCAUCUUCGGCGCGUCCCAUUAGGAGCCCGUUUCGGGCCCAGAUCUUCGUGGGGAGAGGGCUUGCGUGUUGUGUUGUGUUAAUUUUAUUUUCCCGCACACGCCGUCCGGGCACCUUCGCAUCGACGAGACCAUCGAAUUCCUUCCCACGAUAGGAGCCUCCUCCAGCCGGGGGUCAGCCCGAAGAUGUUGAAAAACAUUCACGAACGUACGGUGAAGAAGGUAAAGGGUAACCACUAUGUGGCAACGCACGGCCGGGACACGGUGGACCUACCGUAUGCCCAGGCCAACCGGGGAUACUCGACCGACGGUGAGGACAGCCAGCGGGCGCCGUCGGAGCGGACACUGUCCGAGUACACGAUAGCGAACGAGCGCGGCACCCCGCCGACUGCUCCGGCCCGGAAGUCACGCUCGGAGCACAAAUACCAGAACAACGGUGGCCCACGGCCGCUUUCUAGUCCACCGACGCGCGCCCCGCCGAGGGCUCCGUCCGCGCUCAGCUACGAUCAUGGUGGCGAAACCGGUAGCGACAUCUACGUCACGUCCGCGGCCUACAAGGCACCGUCGGAGAUAAGUCGCUACAGUGCGCACCGGACGCAUCAGUCGCGCGGACCCAGAAGCGUGUACAGUGUGGCCAGCACGGCGAAAACGGGCCGCAGCUCGCGGCGGCACGGCGCGAAAGUGGAGGCGAUGUCGGCCCCGAACCCGUUCUGUCCCAACGUGAAGGGUGUCUGCUGUCUGAUGCUGCUGCUCAACCUAGGCCUCAUCCUCAUAACGCUCGGGUUCGUCAUAGUAAUGCAGUUCAUGGAACCACUGUUUGUCUGGAUCCUCGGUGUGGUGUUUCUCAUCUUCGGCUUCGGCACCCUAAUCGGCAGCAUGAUCUACUGCGUGAUCGUGUGCCGGGACGCGAAAACACCGGCCCAGCUGAAGAACGAGGACCUGUACUGGACGAAGCACUGGCAGAAGAGCAUCGGAUACACGCCGCAGGAGAUCGACUAUAAGACCGAUCGGUUCGACGAGCGGGACCGGUACUCGGAUCGCUUUUCGGUCAGCAAAAUGAGCGGGAAGUACUCCGAUCGUGACAUCACCCGCUACUGAUGAUACUAAUCGUCUACUGGACACUAACCCUAACGCUCGCCGAGCACUCAUCCGAGUCGUCCUUCUUGCGGGCCGCCCAAUGUAAACCCAAACCGGUCAACGCACUAACGCGUGAUGUACGCGAACCAGUUUUCGCGAUGACCAAGAUUUUUACCUGCACCUUUACGUGACGACAUGACCACAGUCCGGCAUCCUCUGGCAUGUAAUGUAGUUUUUAACCCAACCCAUGUCGUCGCGGAGGCGCCUUCACCGAAGGCGCAACAGCACAACGGUACACUAACCAUUUAAAUUAAAUGAUUUCGCGAUGAGCGAUAGGGAACGACGUGUUUGGGGAAAUGUUUGCAUUUCGUUGGCAAACGGAACACAUUUCACUAGGUUUAGCGCCGACAAGUUCCAGGAAAGUCUUAAGCAAUCAUUGUAACCUGAUUAGGAAGGAUAAUGUCUUGAAAGUAGCGGGUAAGCGAAAGAUAGAACGAAUCACGAAUUAAUCUUAAUCCGUACGUUAUCCGAAUCCGGUCGAUCCCUGCCCCUAAAUACCAGUUCUCCGUAACCCAUGAGUCAACAGUGUGUAAAUAAUAAUCCCGAAACGAGUAAAUCAAUAAACGCAACCAUGUUUUUAAUCGAAUUCAUCGCACUGCUCCUUCUUCGUAAUGAUAAUUGGUUUGCAGAGAAAGUAUUCUUAUGUUUUCUUUAUUUCACAUCAUAAUACGUUAAGUAACCGUACACUCGGUACAAAUAUUAUGAUUUCACAAACAGGGAAAAUAGUUCGCUUUACCCGGUAAUGGUGAAUUUGCUUCGCUUUUAUAACUAAAUCUCAUCAAGCCACGAUAGGGCAGGGCAGUUGUGCGAAUUGUUCGAAACAUUAUUUUAAAGGAAAUACGAAUUAAGCACCAUUAACGAUAGUCGAACAAGUUGUUCUGUCCCGUGCUGCUUGGUCGGAUCAAACCCUGCUGUUUUUAACGAUACAAAUAUUUGCUCCCAUUCAUGAGUAAAGCUAGUGGACACAAGAGAGCUUAAAAGUAUGCCUUUCCUAAGCAAUCUGGCACAAUCUACUGGAAAUUAUGUUCCCAAAAAUUGAGCUAUUCAACACACCCUUCUGUCUUAGCAAUCCCGUAAACUCUUUCAGUUAUCCAACGAUUUCCAUCCGUCUAACAUUCGGCUGAUGCUUAUUCUACGUUGUAACCUAGUCUCGAGGACUACAACUGG